GUCGAUUCUUUUGCUGAGUAUCAUCCGACUAAACUAAUACUACUUUUUUGGUAAUCUACCGACGUUUAUUUAUAAUCUUUUCACACGAGGUAAGACUUAUUUAUAUAAAACGUCCAAAUCCACGAUGGGGCUGUCGAUUCAGGUCAGAUCUGCCGUUGCGACUAGCUUGCUGGUAUUAUCGGGUCAGGUCAACUCAGCUUCAGCUUCUUCUCACACUACUAUGAGCGCUUCAAUCCGGUAUACUUCCACCUCGACUAUUUCCUUGGUGAGGUCGUCUCCUAUCUCCUCCUCGACUAUCGUCGGGCACGCUAUGCCAUCCAACUCAGCUAUCCCGGACGUUACCAACUCCAACACUCCUAUCGUGCUCGCCAUCGUCCCGGUCCGUGACUCUAUCAGUCGCAGGGAUACCGAGAAUAAACACCCUAAACACCAUGACUCUGAUAAGGAACACCACGACUCUGAUAAGGAACACCACCACUCCGACAAGAAACACCAUGACUCUGACAAGGAAGAUCACGACUCCGACAAGAAACAUCACCACUCUGACAAGAAACACCACCACCACGACAAGGGAUUCGUAGGCUCUACGCCCGCCAACCCACCUAGCUGUGCAGACGCAACUACCUUCGAUUUAACAGACGGUAUGAUUAGCAGCGGCGGAGAGUUCCUAACGACGCGCCGAGAUGUCCUGUACGAGCCGUUUACAACAUCUUCGACGCGCGGAGGCUCCGCAGCCGGCAGGUUCGACGUUGAAGAUGGAUAUCUGCGCUGGUACGACGACGGGUUCUACGGCGGGCGGGCGCGGUACUGCCAGAUGCCGGGUUCGGGACAGGUGUACGUCACGUUCCACAUCGACAGUACGUGGCCUGAGGGUUGCGAGGAGGUCGACCUUGAAGUGGGACAGGAGUCGUGGUGCCAGGAUGGGGAGUACAAAUACCAUGACGAUGAUGAAUAUGAGACCAAUGAUGGACAUGAGACCAAUGAUGGAUAUGAGACCGAUGAUGGUUAUAAAACUAAGGAUGGCGAUUAUCAUGAUCCCGACUACUCGUCGAGCACCGGAUAUACCAUCCAUACGAACUACGAGACCAGCUCCGAGUACGCGACCAGCUCCGAGUACGCGACCUCGACAAGCUAUGCAACGUACAGAAGUCACAAGACUCCCACCAGUCGCGCAACACCCACUGAUCCCGUCGGCAGCGCCCAGACUCCCACAUCCCAUGGCAUCUACCAGACGUACGCCAGCCCAACCGGCCAGUUCUGCGUCGAGACGCCGCUGUCGUGGGUCCUCGGCAGCCAUACCUUUAUCAGGGAUGAGCUAUGA
Molecule: messenger RNA, 1321 nt
Organism: Daldinia loculata
Lineage: Eukaryota; Fungi; Ascomycota; Sordariomycetes; Xylariales; Hypoxylaceae
Exons: 1
Coding region: 125-1321 (398 amino acids)
Source: RefSeq, a predicted model, not a curated record